Messenger RNA from Lathyrus sativus (Indian pea), 1050 nucleotides. The record is from the annotation of a GenBank genome assembly. Lineage: Eukaryota; Viridiplantae; Streptophyta; Magnoliopsida; Fabales; Fabaceae.
AUGGCAAAGCAAACUCCACCAAUCACCACAUUUCUCUCUUUGCUUAUUCUCCUUUUCAUGAUACCAAUAACUACAGAAGGGACUAAAAAGUCGUUAUAUGGGGUAACCGAUUACCACAACUCUUUGAAAUUGUUUGUAUUCGGAGACUCCUAUGUUGACACAGGAAAUUUUUUAAACUUUUUAAACUCGUCGGCUUAUAAACCUCCUUAUGGAAUCACAUUUCCUCGUCAACCGUCGGGAAGAUUCUCCGAUGGCCGUAUUCUCACUGAUUAUAUUGCUUGGUCUCUGAAUAUAAAAUCUCCUGCCCCAUAUUCAUUGAGAAAUUCAUCUGACCUUCAAUUUGGUAUAAACUUUGCCUAUGGAGGAACCGGUGUUUUCGAUACAUUCCUUAAAGGACCGAACAUGAGUAUCCAAAUCGACAAAUUUGAAGAGUUAAUCAAACAAAAUAUAUAUACCAAAUCCGACAUUGAUUCCUCGGUUGCCCUUGUCAGUAAUGCUGGUAACGACUAUUUUCAAUAUUUGUUUAGAGAUGGGAAGAACAUUAAGGAUAUAUUAGUGUUCGGUGCUUCAAUUAUAAACCAAUUAUCGUCGAAUCUUAAACGCAUUCAUAGCGUGGGAAUAAAGAAAAUAACAGUUGGAUUAUUAGAGCCUAUUGGGUGUUUGCCUGUAAUAACAAAACCAUCUUCUUAUGAUAAAUGCAACGAAACUUUAAACAUGCUCGUCAUGAAGCAUAACGAAAUGCUUCUCAAAACUGUGCAAGAUCUGAACAAAGAAAGUGGAUCAGUUUUCGUGACACUAGACCUCUACAAAUCUUUUGUCUCCGUGAUUGAAACAAUGCAGAAAAAUUCAACAGUGGAGAAUGUGUUGCAACCGUGUUGUGUUCCAGAGAAUUCAACUUAUGAGUGCGGGAGUGUGGAUGAUAAGGGAGAAAAGAAAUAUAGUUUGUGUGAUAAACCAGAGGGUUCAUUCUUUUGGGAUGAUUUUCAUCCUUCUCAAAAUGGAUGGGAUGCGGUUUACAAGAUGGUGCAAAAUCCUUUGUUCCUAAUUUGA